This is a messenger RNA of Sclerotinia sclerotiorum 1980 UF-70, 2481 nucleotides long. RefSeq lists its product as hypothetical. Bases 1 to 2481 code for a protein of 826 amino acids. The transcript has 2 exons. The record is from RefSeq and is a predicted model, not a curated record. NCBI's taxonomy places the organism in Eukaryota, Fungi, Ascomycota, Leotiomycetes, Helotiales, Sclerotiniaceae. Gene Ontology annotation, cellular component: cytoplasm; nucleus.
AUGUUUAUGUUAAGAAAUGUCGGCAAAUUGAUCUUUGGUGAUACAUCAAAAGAAUCCUUGAUCGAGCUCCCCCAAGGGCAACUUUAUCUCGUUCGACCUCUAUCUCCCAAAGGAUAUUCUGAACUCAUAUUUCGCGACGCAGCAGCGAAGAUUAGAAGAACGGGUCAGGAAUUUCAAUAUCAACUUGUGAUUCAAAGAGCCUACGAAGAAGGCGAAGAGGAAUUACUGGACGACGAGGCUGCGGAGGACGAAGACGGCACAGCAGCUUUGAGCGGCGACCGCGACGAAAAAACAUUCCUUCUAGACGAAAGUUUACAUUUUCGAUCGGAGAUUCGCGAAGGCGGUGAAAAGGUUCUUGCGUGGAGAGAUCUGAGCGGUGACGCCGGUGACUUAUACGAAUUUGUUUGCGACGUUUCGAUAGAGAAUAGUCAGGUUCAAUCAUUUGAACUUACAGCUGUGCAUUGUCAAUUUGAGAGGAAGUUUAGGAGAAAUUAUUUGACAGCUACUGAAUCGGAGUUGAGUCAAUUUGCUUUCGAGGAGGAAGAACCAAUUCCGCAUGCUAGUCCGCCCAUAAGCCCUACAACUUUGAGUCCUGUGCAAUCAUUUCCGGCUAUCGAUCAGACGUUUUCUAGAAGUACGGCAAAUUCUGCGUUAAAGACAGACAUGAGUCCUGUUACGAGAGGGUCAAGGGCGCCGGCCAGGAGUCCAUCCCCAGUUGAUGAGGGUCCAACGAAAGCGCCGGCUGUUGCUUCACACCCUGAGGCUAUUUCUGUUUUGGCAGAGGAGACGGCAGAAUUACAUCUAUUCGACUUUGUUUCUGGAUCCGUUAUCAAGCAGGAUGAUGAAGUUAAGGCGACUGUCACCGAAGUUGGGAAAUGGAAAUAUUGGCUACAAAUCACCGGCAAGGACAGAGACUGGUUGGGUCAAGCUGUUAUUGCGGAUAUCAAUCCUGUCUUUAACUUUGAAUAUUCCUCGUUUAUCUUCAAUGCUUACACAGCUGAUCAUCAAGCAUAUUCAUGGCUUCUUCGAUUCAAGGAUCAAGAGACAAUUACAAGAUUCCAGGAAGGAUUGAUGCAAGCGUUAUGGGAACAGUUGAAUGAGAUUAAGUGGAACAAGAGUAAGGAAGAUGAGAGAGAUUAUGUUCUUGAGGCAUUCCAGGAUCUCACCAUGGAGGAUGCUCCGGAUUUUGUUGAGGGUGAAGAAGAAGAAGAGGAACAGGAGGAGGAAGUGGAGGAUCAAGAUGAUGGACAAAGAAGCGAACACUACGACUCUGAUGAGGAAGAAGAUGAUGUGGUUACUCGGGACGAUGAUGGAAAUGUCAACUCACAACUUGCGGUUGGAUACAAGCAUGAUCGAUCAUUUGUUGUUAGAGGAUCCAAAAUUGGUGUCUUCAAACAUACACCCAACAACAAUCUGGAGUUUUCGACCAACAUUUCGAAAGUUCAAACGCCAAAUGGCAAACUAUUCAGCCCAAAAAAAGUUAUGCUUCAUGCUGAGGAUACAAAUAUGAUUCUUCAAGAUGAGCGUAAUCCAAAUUCACUCUACAAAAUGGAUUUGGAAUAUGGAAAGAUUGUCGACGAAUGGAAAGUCCAUGAUGAUAUCCCUGUCAACACUUUUGCGCCAGAAAGCAAAUUUGCUCAGAUGACAGGAGAGCAAACCUUCCUUGGUCUUUCACGAAAUGCUCUUUACCGUAUCGAUCCUCGUCUUGCGGGAAAUAAACUUGUCGAUUCCGAACUCAAACAGUAUGUUUCGAAGAACGAUUUCUCGGCUGCGGCAACAACCGAAAAGGGGUACAUCGCAGUCGCUAGUAACAAGGGUGACAUUCGUAUGUUUGAUCGUCUUGGCAUUAACGCUAAGACUCAUAUCCCAGCUCUUGGUGAACCUAUCAUUGGUCUCGAUGUUAGUGCUGAUGGUCGUUGGGUUUUGGCUACUUGUCGCACUUAUCUUCUUCUCAUUGAUGCUCUCCAAAAAGAUGGUAAAAAUGAAGGCAAGCUUGGGUUUGAAAAAUCAUUCGGUAAAGAUUCUAAGCCUCAACCUCGUCGUCUUGGUCUCACUCCAGCUCACGUUGCUCAAUUUCAACACGAGACUGGUGCUGCUCUUUCAUUUACACCAGCUCGCUUCAAUACUGGUGAAGGUCUUUCCGAAACAUCUAUCAUUACAGCUACUGGUCCUUUCAUCGUAACCUGGAAUAUGAAGAAGAUCUUGAGGGGUAGCAAGGACCCUUAUAGUAUCAAACGUUACGCUGAAGAAGUCAAGGCGGAUAAUUUCAAAUAUGGUAGUGAUAAGAAUGUUAUUGUGGCAUUACCAAAUGAAGUUAACAUGGUAGCAAAACAAAGCUUCAAGAAGCCAACAAGAGAAAGUAUUGCAACGCCAGUUAGAGUUGGAUGGAGUAAUGGGAGAAGAGAGAGUGCUAGGAUUGGUGGAAGAGAUAGUGGAAGAUAUAAGUUGGGGAGAGAAGAUGUGGUUAAUAGUCCUUAUUAA